AUGGGUAAGGACGAGCGCACUCACAUCAACAUCGUCGUCAUCGGACACGUCGACUCCGGCAAGUCCACCACCACCGGUCACUUGAUCUACAAGUGCGGUGGUAUUGACGCUCGUACCAUUGAGAAGUUCGAGAAGGAAGCCAACGAACUCGGAAAGGGUUCCUUCAAGUAUGCCUGGGUUUUGGACAAGCUCAAGGCUGAGCGUGAGCGUGGUAUCACCAUCGACAUUGCUCUCUGGAAGUUCCAGACUGCUAAGUACGAGGUUACCGUCAUUGACGCCCCCGGUCACCGUGAUUUCAUCAAGAACAUGAUCACUGGUACCUCCCAGGCCGAUUGCGCUAUUCUCAUCAUUGCCUCCGGUACUGGUGAGUUCGAGGCUGGUAUCUCCAAGGAUGGCCAGACUCGUGAGCACGCUCUUUUGGCUUUCACCCUCGGUGUCCGCCAGCUCAUUGUUGCCCUCAACAAGAUGGACACCUGCAAGUGGUCUCAGGAUCGUUACAACGAAAUUGUCAAGGAGACUUCCAACUUCAUCAAGAAGGUCGGAUACAACCCCAAGAACGUUCCUUUCGUUCCCAUCUCCGGUUUCAACGGUGACAACAUGCUUGAGCCCUCCCCCAACUGCCCCUGGUACAAGGGCUGGGAGAAGGAGACCAAGGGUGGCAAGGUCACUGGUAAGACCCUCCUCGAGGCCAUCGACGCCAUCGAGCCCCCUACCCGUCCCGCCAACAAGCCCCUCCGUCUUCCCCUCCAGGAUGUUUACAAGAUCGGUGGUAUUGGAACGGUGCCCGUCGGUCGUGUUGAGACCGGUACCAUCGUCCCUGGUAUGGUCGUUACCUUCGCUCCUGCCAACGUCACCACUGAAGUCAAGUCUGUUGAGAUGCACCACCAGCAGCUCACUGCCGGUCAGCCCGGUGACAACGUUGGUUUCAACGUGAAGAACGUUUCCGUCAAGGAAAUUCGCCGUGGUAACGUCGCUGGUGACAGCAAGAACGACCCCCCUGCCGGUGCUGCUUCCUUCAACGCCCAGGUCAUCGUCCUCAACCACCCCGGUCAGGUCGGUGCUGGUUACGCCCCAGUCCUCGAUUGCCACACUGCCCACAUUGCUUGCAAGUUCUCUGAGCUCCUCGAGAAGAUUGACCGCCGUACCGGAAAGUCUGUUGAGGACCACCCCAAGUUCAUCAAGUCUGGUGACGCUGCCAUCGUCAAGAUGAUUCCUUCCAAGCCCAUGUGUGUCGAGGCUUUCACCGAGUACCCUCCUCUCGGUCGUUUCGCCGUUCGCGACAUGCGACAAACCGUCGCUGUCGGUGUCAUCAAGUCUGUUGACAAGUCUGUUGGUGGUACUGGAAAGGUCACCAAGGCUGCCCAGAAGGCCACUGAAGUUGCUCGACAAAGAGCACCCCCCCCCGCAUUUAACGAGCUCAUGGAAGCCCCAUGGACUGGAACAAUCGACUUUGGUGUAUAUGCGAAAUUGAUUUUCGCUGAAGGGGCCAUCGAUCCAGAGACGGAUAACCACUGGGUGUAUGUGGGCUCUGCCACAGCGGUCAAUGCAGGACUUGCGGCGAGACAAAAACAACACGACCGGCCAUCAGAGGCUGAAAAACGUAAAUCACACCAUUUCAGACUCGUGUUUGGCCCAAUUAAGCGAAAGACCAAGUUUGUUACGCUUUUCCGCGCGCCAAACCCGACCACCAUAAGCGAUGAAGACGUGUUUCUACAUCGCCAACUUUGCAUGGUUGUGGAGGCAGUUUAUGCAAUUCUGCUCGGUGCAAUUUGCCCAAAAUUAGAUGAUCGAAUCGACGAGGCAUGUGUGUAUGGCCUGCCAUAUGAAGUAUUCACAUCGAGAGGGGCCUGCAGGCGUCUCUGCUUGGUAGAGCCACAGCGACCAAUAAAAUACACCUUGCCCGAUGCCGAGAAACCCAGCAAGAUCAAGAAAGCCGGCAGUAAGGCUCAAUUCUGGGCUCAAUUCUGGGCUGAGAAUAAAAAAAUGCUUGAUCAAACGUCUGAGGAAGAGGAGGAAGACGAGGAGGAUGAGGGAGAGGAGGAAGAGGAAGAAGAAAAAGAAGAGGAAGAGGAAGAGGAAGAAGAAAAAGAAGAGGAAGAGGAAGAGGAAGAAGGAGAAGAGGAAGAAGAGCAAGAGGAGAUUGUGGAGGAUGAUGAGGAUGACAAAACGUUGUUAGAUCCUCCCAUCAAAAAAGCAACGAAGCGCGAGAGUCCCGAACAACCACGGCGCUACAGAGAAAAGAACCCCGAGCGAGAAAGGAAAAAGAAGCAACUUGCCCGGCAGAAACCCGAGCAGCGUCAAAAGGCCAGGGAUUACUCUCGGAGAUAUCGCGAGGAGCAUGCGGAAGAGAUCCAGGCCCGGAAAGAUGCCAUGACAGAGGAAGAACGGCAAGCGCAGCGGGACAAAAGAGCUGCCCAGCAAAGGGCACGGCGAGCAGAGGAAAGCCGAAAAAAUCCCAAGCCAAAGCACAUCGUGCCUCUUAGGGUUAAACAAGCGCCGGAACCAAAGGCGCCAAAGGAGGAGAGCUAG
Molecule: messenger RNA, 2529 nt
Organism: Talaromyces amestolkiae
Lineage: Eukaryota; Fungi; Ascomycota; Eurotiomycetes; Eurotiales; Trichocomaceae
Exons: 10
Coding region: 1-2529 (842 amino acids)
Biological process (GO): translational elongation; translation
Molecular function (GO): GTP binding; translation elongation factor activity; GTPase activity
Source: RefSeq, a predicted model, not a curated record